Messenger RNA from Syngnathoides biaculeatus (alligator pipefish), 3269 nucleotides. It is a transcript of the gene usp6nl, whose product is annotated as USP6 N-terminal like. The transcript is spliced from 14 exons. The record is from RefSeq and is a predicted model, not a curated record. NCBI's taxonomy places the organism in Eukaryota, Metazoa, Chordata, Actinopteri, Syngnathiformes, Syngnathidae. Bases 557 to 2455 code for a protein of 632 amino acids.
ACGCUCGUCCUUAACCCGGAAGUGGCUCGCGGAGGGGGUCGUCCUGAGGCGGGAGGCGCAUCGCUACCUGGCUGCCUCGCGUCCUCCUCCGCGGCAGAGUUCGAGCAGCGGCCCGGACUUCCUGGUACGCCGCCGGCGUAAUCGGCGAGAGGGGAGACCUCGUGGAAUCGAACGGAAGGUGAGCUUCGCCGGUGGCCUUCGGACGUUUGCAACUUGUCGUCCCGGCUCGGGGCAUCUGUCAGCGUUUGAAACGCUGCGGCGGAACGGCGGGCUCAGUGACCGCGGAGCUCCGCUCUGGCUUGGUCAUGAGUGCCUCGAGGAAGGAGCCAGUGGAAAGCCAGCGCCCCCGAAGCCACGUUUGCCCAGCCCGGGCCGCCCCGGGAUCCCACCAUGGGGAAAAGAGGCCACCGUGGAGCCCUGGGAGGACACCGACUUCCACCUGUACAAGGUCAUCGACCGUUUCGGCUUUGUGCACGAGAAGGAGCUUCCGUCGUACGACUCUGCGGAGGAAAAGCACAGGCACACGGAGUUGGAGAGGACGACCAAGUGGCUGAAGAUGCUGAAGAGUUGGGACAAAUACAAGAACAGCGAAAAGCUCGUGCGCAGGAUCUACAAGGGAAUCCCGCUGCAGCUCCGGGGGGAAGUCUGGUCGCUGCUGCUGGACGUUCCCAAAAUCAAGGAGGACAAGAAGGACUUCUACGAGAGGCUGAAGGCCAGAGCCAAGGGCUCGUCCCCCGACGUCCGCCAAAUCGACCUGGACGUCAACCGCACCUACAGGGAUCACAUCAUGUUCAUGCAUCGCUACGACGUCAAGCAGCAGGCGCUCUUCCACGUACUCACGGCCUACUCCUUGUACAACAUGGAGGUGGGCUACUGCCAGGGCAUGAGUCAGAUCACGGCACUGCUGCUCAUCUACAUGAACGAAGAAGACGCCUUCUGGGCUUUGGACAGGCUGCUGUCGGGACCCAAGCACGCCAUGCACGGCUUUUUCGUCCCGGGCUUCCCCAAGCUGCUGCGCUUCCAGGACCACCACGACCGCAUCCUGAAGAAGAUGAUGCCCAAGCUCAAGCAACACCUGGACAGCCAGGAGGUGCUGACCAGCCUGUACACCAUGAAGUGGUUCUUCCAGUGCUUCCUGGACAGAACUCCCUUCACCCUGACGCUGAGGAUCUGGGACAUCUACAUCCUGGAGGGCGAGAGAAUUCUUCCGGCCAUGUCCUACACUGUCCUCAAGCUGCACAAGAAGCACCUGAUGAAGUUGUCCAUGGAGGAGCUGGUGGACUUCCUGCAGGUGACGUUGGCCCGAAAUUUCUUUUUCGAGGACGACUUUGUGGUGGAGCAGCUUCAAGCCUCCGUGGCGGAGCUACGGAGGGCCAAGCUGGAGAUGCCCGCUCCAGGUAAAGACGAGGAGUUCCCCAAGAAGCCGCUCGGGCAGCUCCCCGAGCCGACGGCCAACCACGUGGCCAACGGUCAGAGCCGCGCGGAGCCGCUCGCUCCGAGAUGGGCCGGUCGUCCCCCGAGUCGGUUACGCCGAGACUCUCCGGACAAGUCGGUACGCCGGCGCCAAACCGACGACGGGCUCGAGGUGGCCUCCGACGGGCGGCGCCCGCUCGAAAGGGAGGCGGGAGAGAGACUCGCCCCCGCCGAGCGCAACUCCGACGUCGGGCCUCGUUGGUUCAAACCCUCCGAGACCAAGCUGGAAGCUGCCAAAGCCAUGGCGGCGCAGGAGGACCGGCUGAGGCGGACGGGGGCGGCGGGCCGCGUCCCCUCCGGUCCAGAUGACGCCCAGCAGGCCGAGCGCCGCGCGGGCCCCGAAGACCGUGGUUCCAAUGCUUCCCAGUACGACAACGUACCGGGUCUAGAGCCGGAGUUCCACAUCCCGGAGCUGGAGAGACCGCCGACCAGGACGCGGGCCGCUCGCGGCGGGAACGACUUUUUGCGCCCGCCUCGUCAUCCGGCGGGAGACCGGACUCGAUUUCCCGCAGAGCAAAACUGCUACCGCGUCGGUCCCGCGGGGUUCAGACAGCACGACGGGGGGGUCGGCGCUCAGGCUUGCCCCGAGCGGCGGCCCGACGAGAUGUCCCCGGAGCGAGCUCUCGUCGACUACUUUUUAAGCCGCCGCGGGGGGCCGCCGCAGCCCCCCUGGUGGCCGGAGCAGCGGGGCCUGCCGGAGACGACCUCCACGGCACAGGUCCACGCCCACCCCCCUUCGGACUACUGGCUCCGGGAAGGGGGACCCCCCGGAUCCCGCCGGGAGUCCACGGGCGGGGGGGUUCCUCGCUCGCCCAGCUUCCGGAGGGCCCAGAUGUCUCCCGUGGAGAUGUUUGAGUUUCCGGACGCCGGCGAGCAAACGCGGGGGCUCGUCGUGGGCCAACGGCUCCCCCGGCUGUUUGGAGGCGUCCACUACAGGCGAGCCCAGGAGGCCUUCGCCGUGCAGGAGUCGAUGCUGCUCUGAUGCGGAAAGCCGCCUUUCGGUGCACCACUUGUGAACGGCUGCGUCCGGCGAGAGGAAAAAGGCUCAAGCCGCUCAACUCCGAUCACGCUUGCAAAUUAAAGAAAGGCUGAAGAUUUGAUUUGAUUUUUGGAUGGAAAUUGGAAAGCGCUGGUGAGCGAUAAAAAAACAAACAAAAAAAAAAAUAUGUCCAGUGUUUUUCUUAAUAUUCGAGAGCAAAGAUGAAAAGAUGAUUGUCCAUCUUUAUUUUUGUUACUUGUAGACGAUGACACGAGAUGGCAGUUCACACUUGCGAAUGUUGCGUUGUUGUUGUUGACAACCGGAGGAAGUGGCAAAAGUCAGCAGCGCCUCCCUCGACUUGAUCAUUUUCCUUUUUUUUUUUGGUCUUUUCUUGAUCACGACUUCAUCUCGGAGCAACUGAAGUGCAACCUUUAUUUAUAGAACACACACUGAGGACUGCGCCCUUGAGGCCGGUGUUUUUGUUUUUUGGGUUUUUUUUGUAACUUUUUCCAACACAAUUGUCAUUUGUGUUAUGUAUGUCUGAUGGCUUUGAUACAUGAAUCAUGUAACUUAAUAUAUGCCAUGUGCGUGUGUGAUAUUGACCGGGCUGAGUUGCAGUCAAAGUUUGCUUUGAACAAAUUCCAUUUUCUUGUCAACACUGUACGACUGUUGGUGAACACUAAACACGUUCCAUAUUUGUGCAUUGAACUGUUUUUGUCUUUUCCAUUGACAAAUUUUCAUCGUCGGAAGACGACCGCCACCCGCGCUUGGUUGCGUUUGAAUAAUUUGCUUUAAUAAAGAAAGUUCAAGCGGAGAA